Carassius carassius (crucian carp) is the source of this 8902-nucleotide messenger RNA. Its product is annotated as A-kinase anchor protein 13-like. The record is from RefSeq and is a predicted model, not a curated record. Gene Ontology annotation, molecular function: guanyl-nucleotide exchange factor activity; MAP kinase scaffold activity. The transcript has 37 exons. Bases 403 to 7833 code for a protein of 2476 amino acids. NCBI's taxonomy places the organism in Eukaryota, Metazoa, Chordata, Actinopteri, Cypriniformes, Cyprinidae. Gene Ontology annotation, biological process: adrenergic receptor signaling pathway; regulation of Rho protein signal transduction; positive regulation of canonical NF-kappaB signal transduction. Gene Ontology annotation, cellular component: membrane; actin cytoskeleton.
UGCUGGUCCCGCCCAACGAGACACGCGGACUAGAAGAAUAGAAGUUGCUACAGUGUAAUAAGUGAUUUGUGUCUCUCCAUUCUGAGACCAUUUUACCUUCGUCUAAAACCCGCAGCGCAGAAUUAAAGUUCCAAAAUUGUAACACGCGGUUUGUUUUGAUACAUUUGAGAACGUUUUUGCUCCAGUCAAACGCCACAGCGCAGCACUGUAACAAAGUAGUUUGUCACGCGACGGUCAUUGUGCAACCAGUGGAAUAGGAGGACAACUCGGAGUGUUUGCGGUAACCAGCCUAAACAGUCCCGAGGAGACGAUUUUGGAUGGUGUUUUGUGAGCGUUUAAAGGGAAUGAGAGUAAACGAGGGAAGCACGCUUUGAGCACUGCAGCGUUCGAGUGGCCAGUGCCAUGAAACUGAAUCCACAGCAAGCCCCGUUAUAUGGCGAGUGUCUGUUGACUGUCCAGCUCUGUGAGGAAGAGUGUGUCGAGGAUGAGGAGGAUGUAGAGUUUUACCUACUAUUCGCCGGCUCCACCCAGAGGCACAUUUCCAGCACUUUGAAAGUCAGCCAUGUCACACUGCAAGCCGUGUGCCCUGCUCAUGAUCAGAGUGAAACAGUGCGGGUCACGCUAUGCCAGGCCCGGCCGGGGGGCUCAGUGGACCCUGUUGCUGAGGAACGCUUCCAGUUCGUGCAGGACCUUGCCCUGGACAUGGCCCAGUUCCUAGUGAACACGGUUGGGAAGAAAGAGGGAGCAUUACUUCUGGACGAGUGUCAGAUCCCCCUCAAGGAGUGUGAGAGGUUGGAUGAUGCCUUGGCUCUUGCUCUUAAACAUCUGCCUCUGCCGGCAGGCUGGAGCGUCCUGGGCACAGACUGGGACACGGGCACUUGCACAGGCUUGGGAAUUGAACCUGGACCACAAGACACACUUUUGCACUUUGCUGCAAAGCGCGGGCUACGCAAGGUAGCACUGUUUCUCCUCCAACAACCUGGAGGAAGAGAGGCCCUCCGACUUCCCAACAAACAGGGUCGUACGCCAGCCAGGGUCGCCCAGAAGAAAGGCCACACGCAGCUCCAGAAACUGCUGACGGAGGUUGACAAGCUGCCUGAGUUGGAGACGAAAACAUCCAAGUGGCAUUACCCAGAAGGCAGAGUUCUGCGACACCACCCCAAGCUAAACACUUACACCCUGACGCUAGAGGAUGUGCCAGGGAGUCCUCCACCAAGCCUUAAGUGUGAUGUGGAGGAGCUCCAAUCCCUCAUUCAGUCACAUCAGAAGGAAGAUCCUUCGCCGCAGCAUAAGCCAGCACUGCUGAUUCUUAACCGAAACUUCAGUGAUAGAUCAGAGCCUGUUGACUGCCUACCGACCAAUUUACUGGAGCCUGAGCAUCAGGAACCCAACUCUGAACAAGAAGAAACCUGCAAAUCGAACAGCUCUGCCGUUGAGGAUGGACUGUGUAUUCGUCAAAACGGCACAGAUCAUCAUGUCCAAUCACAGGACUGGGAGGUUGAGCUUGACCCGCCAGCUGUAGAGGAUACUGGGAAGGCGUCAGAUAAGGUUGACUGUUCGCAGCAGCGGAUAGAAGGCGAUUCUGUGACUUUCAGUGCCCCUUCCUGUGGAAACCAGCAGGAGGAAGUUGAUAUAGAACUCUGUGUAAUCCGUGCCAAACAGGGGGCUGCUUCACAGCCUGAUAAAGGCAACCAAGAAGAGCAGGAGGCUUGCCAGAGGAGUUUACAGACUGAAAAAGACAAUAACGCUCAAUCUGGCAACAUUGAGUACCAAGACAUGGGCAACGCACAAUCUCAGGGUCUCCUCCCCACGGAAACUAGUCAGCCUUCACAAAGAGAGGAGGAGAGCAAGGGGAGUGCUAAUCUUAGUUGGCGAAGGGACUUACCAGAGGAAAGGGAAGGGGAGAAGAGUAGCAACUCUAAAGCACUUUCUUCCCAUGAUUCAGAGGAAAACGGUCAGCACAACGAAAAGUUUGAGUCCGAGCUGCCUACGGAAUGCUCGUUGGGAACAGAUGAAGCUAAAUUGACUUUAAUUCAGGUAAAUUCUGAGGUUACCUCGUCCAUACGAAAUGAUGAAACUCUUAUUUCUGACAGUGUUGACAAGCCACAUCGUAGCCUAGAGACAGAGACAGGAAAUCUUAGCGAACGCACAAAAUGCAACACUGAGUCAGUUUCUGGUUUGGUUACAGAUGACGUUAGCAUAAAGCAGAACUCUGGAUUUAGCAUUUCAAAAGGUGAUCCUUUGGAAUUGUUAAGUCUCCAGCCAAACAUGGCACCAGGACCGGAGGAUAAGGUUCGACAAGGCCUCUCACCUGUUCCUGAGACUUCUCCUCCUGAAGGUCCAGCUGUGGAGCCCUUGUCUGAGACUACAGAAGGUUUUCAACAGCCACACCAAGUCACACAAUCUUCAGAAACUGCAUUAGAAUGUCAGGAGAUUUUGAAUGACUCAGACUGUGACAUCAGUGCAAUAGCAGGGGUUUCUGUUAAGAUCACUGCAGAGGUUUCAUGUUGCCAGAUUGCCGGGUCUCUGCCUGAUGGAAGCAAGGAGGAGAUAGCUCCUAAUGAUAGGAUAAACCACCCUAAGGAGAUCUUUGGAGAGCAGGAAUCAAUUGAUGACAUCAUUGUCUCAAAGUCACAAUGCAAAUCAAAAUCUUCUGAUGAAUCUUCUCUGCCUGUUGACUCUGAAGCCUUUAUCGUAAGUGAUUUACAACAGGAUGCUUCUACGAUACUGUCUUCUGAACACUGUGGAGUUGAUAUAAUCAUAGGAACUUCUUUCGGAGGAGAAGAGGCAUCUGAAACAUUUGUUCAGCCAGACUCUACGUCCAGACUGGCUGAACAGAUUCCUGAGGAAGAUUCUGGAGAUACCACAAAUGAAAAUCAAAUUUGUGAGCCAGGGGAACCAUCGGUUCUAGUGUCCACUUUGCAAGGUGAACCGGGAUUUAAGGAUGUUGCUCCAGAUGACUCUCUACAGGAAAGGGAAAUUGACUCCACUUCACAGGACACAAUCAACAAGCUCAUUGAUCUGCCGGAAAUCACAAACAAUGAUUGUCCUGAAUCCAAUGCACAGUUCCAGCUCCCAGAAUCCUCCAAAGAGAGUGCCAACACAUCAUCAGAACCUACUGCUGAAUGUGCGAAUGUGCUUGACCUGUCUUGUGCCUCACCUCUAACAGAAAACCAAGGCAGCAGACCUUCUGAGACCCCCUUCACUGAUGGAGUUAAGAUCUCUGCUGUAAUUCCUGGUGGGGAUGAAUGUGUCGACAUGGCUACCGAUAUGUGCGAGACGACUGUCUCGGGGGACAGCACAUGCUCUCCCAUGGACACCAGCAGUGGUUCAGCUCUGAAGAGCUCUUACAUGUCUGACCCACUCAAUGCCUCAUCCUCAACAGCUGAGCUCACUUCCCCUAUGGAUAUUAAUAGUGGAUCACACCAGGAUUUGGAACACACUUCCCCAGUGGAUAUAGACAAUGGUUUGUCUGAAGAACUGCAGCUUUCAGAAACACCUGAGAGCCUGAAUGGAUUACAUCAAGAUCCUCCUGAUUGUUUGAUGGAUCACAGUGAAACUUUUCAGCUGUGUGCAGAGGAACCACAUGUCGACCAAAUGACGGAUGACAGCGCAUUAGCAGAGGAUGAGGUGGACGGACACCAAGACUCCUCGGCAGACAUAGCGAAUUCGGAAGUGAUCCAUAGAGAUACAGAGACGUUUUAUUCAGUUGAUGCCAGUCAAGAUGCUGGACUCCAGGAGAAGAAAUCCAUUUCAGUGAUUUCAGAAUUCUCACCUUCAGCCUCUUUACCCGAGACCACACAUCACAAAGAGUCAGCGAGCACCAUGCCAGGGUCCGCCAGCGAUGACGACUCUUUGUUUAGCCAGGAUUUGAGCGAGGACAGUAUUUUUAAUAAUAAGGCUGAGGACAGUGUCACAGUCACCAGCGGUGUGUCUAUGUCCUACUCGUCCUCCACAGACGACACCUCCAGCCUCGGGACCCCUAGCGCCAUCUCUCAGGCCAGCACAGAAGCUCCUGCAUCAGACCCCUGUCAGGAAAAGCCCACAUCUCCUGGAGCUUCAUCUGUUUCAGGAGAAAUGGAGGAGGAAGAGAAAAAGGACCACUUGACAGAGGUCCCGGAGCGGUCGGCUGUUAUACGUACCUCCAUACGAUCCCUGUCCCCUUUACGCAGGCACAGUUGGGGCCCAGGCAAAAAUUCAGCGGAGGAGAUGGAGAUUAGUCAACGCAGUACGGCACGUGGGGAAGUGGGACACAGGUCUACGGGCCAUAGGAGAAGCAUGAGCUGGUGUCCUUCGGUUGUCCUCCACUCAGAAAAUGACGAAAUAAAUGAAAGAAGUUGCAGCCUGGAAGGACUUGCAGCAGAGAAGGAAGGAAGGAAAAGCCUUAACCAGUGCAUAGGGGAGGCCAGCCAAGAACCAAACUGUCCAUCAAAGCUGGACGGAGAAGAAAGAGACUCACUUGUGUCCCUGACAGAAGAGGAACAGGAAUCAAACCUGGGAGACUUCUGCAGUUUGGACAGUCAGAGGUCCAUCCACUCUGGACGAAGAAGUGUCCCACAUUCACAAACCUUUCUCACCAAGUCUGUCUCCAUGUUGGCCAUCAGUCACAAAGACCUAGAUGCGAUCAGACGGCCACGACCCAAGCGACGAAUCUCCUUCUCCUUUAGCAUCUUGCCCAUGCUCCCCAAAUCUAAAACUCUCUUUUCUAUUGGCUCUUCAUCCAGUGAUGAGGAGGAAGCAGUCAGACUGUGCUCAUUCACAGGCACAUCAGGAUCUUUAGAGAACUGUAUAUCAGAGGAGGACCCGGGGCCAUUGCGGAGUGACAGUGAAGGCAAAGUUGGAGGAACGAAAGUGAGCAGGACAUUCAGUUACCUUAAGAACAAAAUGAGCAAGAAGAACAAGGAGAAGGACAAAGACAAGAAUAAGGAGCGCGAGCGAGAUGCCAAAGACAAGGAGAAGAGAACCUCAAAUGGGCAUCUCUUCACUGCGAUCAUGACAAUACCCACGAUCCCCUGCCACCAGUGCAACAAACCCAUCAACACUAGAGAUGCUUUCCUCUGCACCAAUUGCAAUGCACAAGUCCACAAAGGCUGCAGAGAGAGUCUUCCUGUUUGUGCCAAGGUCAAAAUGAAGCAGCAAAAACAGCAGCAGACUGUUCCAGAUUCUGCCUCGAUGCCUGGUGUCACGCUUAGAAGUAAAACCCUCCCAGCACGGGAUCGUCCGUGGUCCACCAUCUCUGUUGCCGAUGAUCAACGCGCUCCUCUCGCCCCUCCUCGGAAAAGCCCCAGCAGUAUGAUGUCUUUCAACAGCAACCCGCUGUCCAAGAGCAUGUCCAUUAAUAACAUUGCAGGACAAAUAGAAGAACAUCCUCUAAAGAAGUUUCUGUCCCAGUCGACCGACUCUCUUCACAAGACCAGUAAAGUCAGCGAGUCCACAGAAUCUCUUACGGAUGAAGGUACAGAGAUGAUGGAUAGUCAUCUGAUGGGAGAAUUUGAAGCUGAUGUCAAAGAGCUGGAAGCAGAUUCUUGGAGCUUUACGGUGGACAAGAAACUCAUGAAACAGCUUAAAAAGGAUGUUAUUAAGAGGCAAGAUGUCAUUUACGAACUCAUCCAGACCGAAAUGCACCAUGUGAGGACCUUGAAGAUCAUGGCUGAUGUUUACAGUAAAGGACUACUGAGAGAGGUUCAACUGGAGGUCCAGACUGUGGAGAAGAUGUUCCCCAUGUUAGAUGACGUUCUGGACUUGCACACAAAGUUCUUCUCACUGCUGCUCGAAAGGAAGAAAGAGUCAGGGAGCCAGGAAGAAGGUGGCUUUGUCAUCCGAAAGAUUGGGGACGUGCUCGUCUCUCAGUUCUCAGGAUCCAGUGGCGAGAGAAUGAAGAAGGUCUAUGGGAAGUUCUGCAGCAGACACAAUGAAGCUGUGAACUUCUACAAGGAGUUUCUAACCAAAGACAAACGGUUUCAAGCUUUCAUCAAGAAAAAGAUGAGCAGCUCUGUUGUCCGACGGCUAAGCAUUCCUGAGUGUAUAUUGUUAGUCACACAACGGAUAACAAAGUAUCCCGUCUUACUACAGAGAAUACUGCAGCACACGAAAGAAAAUGAGGAAGACCAUGCAGAUGUAACCCAAGGUCUGAAGCUGGUGAAGGAGGUGAUUGCCGCUGUGGAUAAUAAAGUAAACGAGCAUGAGAAGAAAAAGAGGUUGAGGGAAGUGUACAGCCGGACAGACAGCAAAUCCAUCAUGAGGAUGAAAAGCGGGCAGAUGUUUGCCAGAGAGGAUCUGUUACGUGGGCGGAAGUUAAUUCACGACGGACCACUACAGCUCAAGAACACAGCAGGGAGACACAAGGAUGUCCAGGCUCUGCUGCUGAGGGAUGUGAUUGUGUUCUUACAAGAGAAAGAUCAGAAGUAUAUAUUCGCAUCCUUGGACCAGCGCUCCACCGUCAUCUCUCUGCAGAAACUCAUUGUGAGGGAAGUAGCCAAUGAGGAGAAAGGACUGUUCCUGAUCACGGCCGGCAUUGAGAAGCCUGAGAUGGUAGAAGUGUACGCCAGCUCUAAGGAGGAGAGGAACACAUGGAUGCAGCUCAUUCAGGAGGCCAUGCAGUCAAUACUUUCGAUUUCCUCCAGGGAGCGAGAUGAUGAUGAAGGUGUGCCUAGUGAAAACGAAGAGGACCGAAGACUUCAAGAAAUCAAAGUCAGGGAGUUGAGAGAUCAGCUGCACAAGAGGGAUGAGCAGAUCUUGACUAUACUGGAGGAGAAAGUGAAGUUGUUCAGGGACAUGUGUGACUGUGGCGUGCCAGACGAGACCAGCCUUCGCAGCAGAAUGCUCUUCAGGGCCACGCCCGAUGACAUCACCAAAGGGCAGCCAAUCAUGAAAGAGGCUCUAAAGGAAGUUGAGACAUUACAGGUUCUGGUAAACGACAGUCUAGGAGGAGCAGUGCAGGAUGGCGUAUGUGCGGCGGGGCCCGUGACUUUACCACGACGGGCGGAAACCUUCGGAGGCUUUGAUAGUCACCAGAUGAACAUCUCAAAGAGUAAAGAUGGAGACAGAGAGGAGACGGAAGACUCUGCAGAGCUCCGCAGGACUGAGUCAGACAGCGUUCUGAAGAAGGCAAGCAACACAAACCCCCUGCUCCUACUCAAGAGGAACAACGAGCAGGUUCUUCAGAGCGUCUCUCAGCUCCAUGACCUGCUGAACACAUUACAGGCUGUUGUUAUCCAGCAAGACACCUUCAUCGAGGACCAGCGGCAUGUCCUCAACGAACGGCCCCAGCCCUCUUUACGCUACCCUUCCGUCUCUUCCCUCAACUCCUCCUCUUCCUCCUCCUCCUCACGGCCCAGCUCACUAAUCGAGCAGGAGAAACAGCGGAGCCUGGAGAAGCAGCGGCAAGAAGUCGCCAGCCUCCAAAAACAGCAGGCUGCCCACGCCGAUGAGAGGAGGCGCAGGGAAAGAGAGUGGGAAGCGCGGGAGCGGGAACUGGCCCAGAGGGAGUCGCAGCUGCAGACCCAAGAGGAAGAGGUGCAGAGAAGAUGGAAAGAGCUGGAAGAGGAGAAGCAAGACCUGCAGAGUAAAAAAGAAGAGUAUCAGAGAGACCUGGCGCGGCUCAGAGACAGCCAGAAGAGACUGGAGAGAGAACGAGAGCAGGUUCAGAGAGAGACCGAGCUGAUCAGACAAACAGAGGUGAGGAUCAAGGUCAAGGAGAGUUCACCCAAACAAAUAUUAUUUAACCAGCCUUGUGUUAUACCAAACCUGCUUGACUUACCUUCUUCAAUUUUUAAAGAAUACCCUGGCCACUCUUGUGUGCUACAGUACUGUUCAAAAGCAUGGAGUCAGUAAGAUUUCUGAAUAGCUUUUUGUGAGGAACAAAUUUACAUUUGAAUCAUUAUUCACUGGAAAUGCGCCCUAAUGUUGCUUUAGCAUGUUCAUGAAAGAAAGUGAUAUUUGAUGCAUAACUGAAGCAUUCCUUUGCGUCGGAAGGCUUUGAAGCUUUGGUCUUCAUUCGUUAUAUGGAAAAGAGUGACUCACACCAUCUUAAUUUGUCCUUUUGCGUUCCAUGAAAGAAAGUCACGAGGAUCUGGAAUGACAUGAGAGCAAGGACUGAAAACGAAUCUUUUGCCGAAUCUUUCAGUUUUCUAUAUAAUCUCAAAGGAAAAUAUGUUGAAGAUGCGUCUGCAUGUCAUUAUUCUGUGAUGGUACAGUACUCUCACUCUAUGUAAUGUUGAUUAGAUGAGAAAAUUACUAAUCUUUUCCAUUGCUCCUCCCAAAAUUACAUAACUGUUCUGUAAUAUGAAAACAAAAGGCCUGCUCAUUCGAUUAUGUAAUUAUAUUCAUCUUAUUUUUAACAUACGAUCUUCAUCCUUAAUGUAGUUGCUUUUUCCUGAACACUCAGAAUGAUUUGAAACUUAAUAGCACUCAGAAAUAACUCCUUUGGCAAAGAAAAGAGGUUGUGUUUUUCAUUUUGCGUUUUGAUGUCAUGUCUAAACAAUUUUCAAGGUUACCAAACUCCGUUUUAAGAGAAUGCUUGCACAUUUAUUGUAAUUUCUACACCAUCAUCUACAGGAAUUAAAGAAGAACCGGACCCCUUCCACAACGUCUGAGGACUCCUCAAAGUUCCAGAGCACUGGGUCAUUGGACCGCGAGCCCUCAGAGGUGGAGCUCUCCUCGUCUCCAUCUACCAGAGACUUCCUGUCCCGCAUGGACUCCAAACGCAAAGGGAAGAACCUCAAUCCAUUCUCCUCUAAUUCAAGCCAGAAGGGCCAGAACAGCGAGGCGCAGAGCCAGAUCCCCAGCCGCCUGCUACAGCUGGCCAAACCCAAGGAGAAGAAGGACAAGAAGAAGAAGAAGGGGAAAGGGCAGCAGAGCCAGACUGCAGGUAGUGUAGAUCCUCAUCACAUUUGACAUCUUU